This is a messenger RNA of Saccharomycodes ludwigii, 8229 nucleotides long. RefSeq names its product Num1p (gene NUM1). The transcript has a single exon. NCBI's taxonomy places the organism in Eukaryota, Fungi, Ascomycota, Saccharomycetes, Saccharomycodales, Saccharomycodaceae. Bases 1 to 8229 code for a protein of 2742 amino acids. The record is from RefSeq and is a predicted model, not a curated record. Gene Ontology annotation, molecular function: tubulin binding; phospholipid binding. Gene Ontology annotation, biological process: microtubule cytoskeleton organization; maintenance of protein location in cell cortex; dynein-driven meiotic oscillatory nuclear movement. Gene Ontology annotation, cellular component: mitochondrion; cell cortex.
AUGUCUUCUCAGGGGCUGAGCAAUAAGAGAUCUAGUAGAAGUGACUUGCGAUCCCAAUUAGAAGAUAUACAGAGAAAAAUAGAUCGCAACAACUCUAUGAAAAAACAAAAACAAUAUAAUGAAAACUCAAAUGAUAUUAUUGUCUCCAAUUCCCCCCUAGAACGCAAACUAUCUACCUCAUCCAAAAGGAAAAGUAGCGGCGGUGGGCCAUUCUCCACUGUUUUAUCCAAAAGAAGGGAUUCUUCCUCCUCAUUACCAAUGUUUCCAGGUAGUACUACGCAUGAGAAUGUUAUAAGCAACUUGGGUAGUACUCAAAAAGAUAUGGGAUUUGUCAUGGAUCUAAGUGAUAAUCUACUAAUGGAAUGUAGGAAGCUUCAGGCUCAAGUCAAACAAAAAAACACCACUUUGCAAGAAUUAGAAAUUAAAUAUCAGGCUUUAAAAGUUAAGUUUGAUGAAAUAGAUAAGCAACAAACAUCCUUGGUCAAGGAAAAUGUAGACUUAAAAGAUAGCAAUUGGGAUCUGGACAUGAAAUAUCGUGAAUUAAAAAAGAAUUUUGACGAUUUAACUAUAAAGUUUGUCAAUCAACAAACCGAGUUUGACAAUCAAAUCAAGAACACCAAUGAUUUGAAAUUGAAAUUAGAAGAAAGUCUUUUUGAAAAAAAUGGUCUCGAUAAAGACUUUAAAAAACUUAAACAAGAAUAUAUGUCAGAAGUGAAGGAUUUGAAAAAUUACAUUAAUGAUUUAAAUAACGAAAAUGAUGAACUACAUGAAAAACUAGAGGUAUUGAAUGUAAAAUUAACUAAUUUGAAUAGUCAACUGCUACAAUCAACAAAACCUACCCUUUCCAAGGAUUUAUCACAACAGCAAGGUCCACAUUUAGAGGUGGAAACUUUGAAAGUCAGUUUAGAAACUGCCAAUAAAACAAUCCACAGGUUACAACAAGACUUGGACAAGCUCAGAUCUAAAGAUACCACACCUCUUAUGUCAUCAGGAACGGAUAUCAAAACUUCAAGCUCCAGUACUGACCAGAGUGAUAGUGAUACUGAAGAACGAGUCCCAUUAUCCGAAGACAUUUUUGAUUCUGCUGCUAAACAAGAUAGUGAAGAUGAACAAGAGGAUGAUUCCGAUAGCAUAGACGAAAUAGUUCAAAAAUAUGUCAAAUCACACAAUUACAUUUUAGUGCCAGCAACGGAAUAUGAAAAAUUGCAAACCCCAAAAAAAGAGCUAAGCGACACAGAUCAUUGUAAAAUUUUAGAAGAAAAGGGAUAUAAGAUUUUUUCAGCCAAUGAUUUCCAAAGCAUAGAAAAAAGGUUGAAAACGUUAGAAUUUCCCCCCUUGGAACUUUUGCAGAAAGAGGCUUCCAAACAUAAUCAUGUACUAUUAUCCAACGACAAUUACAGCACUUUGAUGGCUGCUUCUGAAAGUACACUUGAUCUGCAACAACUAAAAGAAACUGCCAGCCAGGUAGGUUAUGAACUGGUUGAUCAAGACACAUAUAAAGAUUUGAACAGACCGUUAACUCUUGAUGACUUGAAGUUAAAAGCCACUGUUUUAGGAUAUACUAUUAUUCCAGACGAAGAUCAUGCCGCAUUGAUCAAACCAAAGACUCUGGAAGCUACCAAGAAUUUAGCCCACUCUUUUAAUCAUGUUGCUAUACCUGCAGAAGAAUACACUGACUUGAAAACAUCUAUAGAAUCACCAACUUUGGACCAAAUUGCUUUGCAUGCGAAGAACCAUGACAUGACUUUAAUAAAUUUUGAAGAAUUGAAUAAGUUGAAAUCUAGUUAUGAGUCACCAUCUAAAGACUAUAUUCUAGAAAAGACAAAAAACUUUGGUUUAGUGCCGGUUGAAAGCACUGUAUAUAAUGACCUAUUAAGCCACAAAAAUUCUCCAAGCUUGGACUUUAUCAACAAUCAUCUUUUGAAAUUAAACAAAACAAUUAUUGAUUUUUCAGAAUUGGAUAAUCUAAAAACACAAAUAAAAAACCCAUCUAGAGAAUAUUUAGAGGAUCAUGCUUCCGAUAUAGAGUGUCUGUUGGUGGAUAGUUUGAGUUACAACAAUUUGAAAGAAAAUAUCAAUUCUCCAAGUAUCGAUUAUUUGAAACAAAAGGCAGAACAAGCCUCCUAUACAUUGCUCUCAUUACAUGAGUUUAAAAACUUGACUGAUGAGUUGAGUCAACCAAAAUUGCAAUAUCUAAAAGAUAAAGCAAGCACUCUGGGCUAUGUGGUAAUUAAUUUGGAGGAUUACCAAAAAUUGACUAAGAAAGCUUCCAACCCCACUAAGGACGAACUAAUUGAAAGUGCCUCACGCUUAGGUUAUACCCUGGUCCCAGGUGAAGAACUAAAAGAUCUAAGAUAUGCUCUAGACUCACCAUCAAUAAAUUAUAUUGAGGAAAAGGCACGCGUUUACGGGCUGGUAACAAUAGAGGAAGAUAAAUUGAACGAUUUGAAGAACAAAUCCAACAAUAGAGAGUCAAUUUUGGAUAACGUUAAGUUGCACGGGUUUAUUCCGGUUCCAAUUGCGGACUUUAAUGUCUUGGAAAAUUCUACUGUUUCAAAAGCCUCUAUUUCCGGAUUAAAACCUAGAUUGGAGGAGUUGAAUUAUGUUCCUGUUCCAAUCACCGAAUAUGAAUCUUUAAUUACUCCGUUGACUGAAAGGGCAAACAAGAAUGAUACACUUGAAUUAUGUGAAAAGUAUGGAUUGAAACCAGUUACCUUGGAAGAGUAUGAAACACUCAGACAGAAAUCGACUGAACCGAUCUUGUCCGAACAUGAUGUAAUGAGUUAUGCCAAGGAACACAAUAACACCGUUAUUCCAAUUGCCGUUUAUAACGAAAUGAAGCAAACGCUAGAAUCACCAUCUCUCGACAAAUUGAAGGAUUAUGCAUUGAAAUAUAAUUUGACAUUGCUAGAAACUGGAAAAUAUAAUGAUUUAGCUAGUAACCAUGCUUCACCAAGCAUUGACUAUGUUAAGGAAAAGGCUAACAGUUUGGGUUACGAGGUUGUUCCACACAUGGAUUACAACGAGAUGAAAAAUAACAUAGAUGAACCUUCAAGGGCCUUUAUUGUCUCUGCUGCUUCUAAAUUAGGUUUAAUCACGUUGACUGAUACUGAGUUUAAAGGAUUUACUGAGAAGAUUGAAUCGCCAUCAGAUGAAUAUAUCAUGCAAAAGUUGACUGAAAAUGGCAAAGUUGCCCUAGAUGCUGCAGAAUUUGAUACAUUGAAGCGCAAGAUCGAGUAUCCUACAGUUGAGGAAUUGCAAAAUAGUUGUAAGACUCAAAACUUGGUUCUUUUACCAGAGUUUGAAUAUCAAACAAUGGUGACAAAAUUAGAGACACCAGAUUUGGCUUACAUUCAGGAUGCUGCCUCGAAAAUAGAUUAUAAACUGGUCAAAUCCGAAGUUUAUGAGCAAUUGAUAAAAACUAGCAACUCACCUGAUAUAGAAUUUUUGAUUACUAAGGCAGCUGAUUAUGGUAAGAUAGUUGUUUCGAAAAAUGAAUAUGAACAACAUAAAGCAAUUUCCACAAACCCAACUGUCACAGACGUUAAAAGACUAAGUUCAAUGAUAGGCCUAACUUCUAUAUCCACAUCUGCCUACACUGCUUUGCAAGAUUCAUUGGAUCAUCCCUCAUUAGAUUAUUUGAAAUCAAAGGCAACGGAAAACGGCAGCGUUUUGUUGUCGGAAAUCGAAUUUAAUUCGUUGAAGAAUCCAAGUAUUGAUGAUAUAAAUAGCUUGAUUGUCAGUCAUCGAAAAUCUCUUAUCGAUGUUGAUCAACUGGAGGCGUUUAAGAAUCCUGAUUUGGAGUGGUUAAAGAAAAGCUCACAAAAGCACGGGUAUUCCUUGAUUGAAAAUAAAGAGUUAACUUGUUUACAAAAUCCAACUUUUGAUAAUUUGAAAAAUCAUAUUUCCCGGUUAAACUGUGAAAUUGUUCCAUUGAGUUUACUAAAUAAAGAAUUUACUGAAAAUGGAAAUAUUUUACUAGAUAAAGAUACAUUUGAAGAGCUAAUGGAUUCUUCAAUAGAUACUAUGACUAAAGAAAAAUUCAUCGAAUUCUCCAAAAAGUUUUAUUUGAAAGCUAUCCCAGUUGCGGAAUAUAAAACCUUAAUUACGCCAUUGGAUGAGGAAGGAUUGCAAGAAGAAGCCAGCCAACUGGGCUAUAUAGCCAUUCGUAGGGAGGAGUAUGAUUUUAUAAAAGCUGCCUCUGAAUCUCCUGAUGAAGAUACUAUCAAUAAAUCAGCUGCUAAUCUAGGUAUGUGCCUGGUGAAUAUAAAAGAAUAUGAAACACUGAAAAAUGAAAGUAAUAAUCCAACCAAAGCUGAUUUUGAACGCAAAGCCAAUAAACUGGGCUUGGUUGUUAUGCCAGAAGACAAAUAUAAAUCCCUGCUAAAAGAUUUCAAGCCACAAAAAGUAUCUACAGCAACAACACCAAGCUCUAAAGUUUUAGCCAGCAAAGAAUUUUUUGAGCAGGUUAUUAGGGACGAAAAUCGCAAAGACGUUAUUUUGGAAUCUGGUAGGUCACUAGGUUUUGUUAGAUUAUCAACUGAAGAGUACAAAAAAUUAUUAGAGGGCCAAAAGAAACAUUUGCUGACAAAGGGUGAUAUUUAUUCGGGCGCUAAAGAUUUCAAUUUGACUGUUUUACCAUCGGAUGAAUAUAGGGCCUUGUUAAGGAAAAGAAAUACUAGAGAUUCUUUUACUUUGGCCGACUUGAACACUUUGGCCAGACGUAUGAGAAUGAAGUUGAUUCCAGUCGAAUCCACUGCUGCUAUCUCUUCCGAAUCACCUGACCAAGAUGAUUCCUAUAUUUCGUGUCACUCUAAUUCUUCAUUUGCCUCUUUGGUUCAUACACGCACAAAAGAAAAAUUGCUAACAGCAAGUGACAGUAAUAAUUCGAUUCAUUCUUUAUUGGCUUACGAUUCACCAAAUAACGAGACAGCGGUUUUACUUGAUAUGCAAACUGCGGAAUCUCCUAUUGAUAACACUCCACAAAAUGCCGAUGAUCCUUUAAAGAAAACUGCUCACAAGGUUGAAUCAGUAGCAGAACCAGUAUACGAAAACCAAAAUGUAAAUUACACAUUUGAAAGUUUGGAGAAAUUGGCUUUGGAGCGUGGAUACGUCUUGGUUCCUAAAUUAGAAUACGAAAAUAAAAAUACUUUUGUUGAAACAGCUUUUUCUUCUCCCACUGAAGGUCCUGAACAUGUGGAAGGGAUUAAAGAAUCUAACUUAGAAAAUGGAACCAAAGAGAUGGUUAUUAAUGAAAAGUUCGAUUCUAAAAAUUUGGAAACCAAGGGAGAAAUUGCCUCCGACAACAGCACAUCUAAUUCAGAGCCAUCAGUUGAAGGUAAAGACUUGGAUGAGGUUGAAAAUAAUGAUAGUGAUACAUUCAAUAACGAAACAUCUACUUUAGAAUUGAUAGUUCAAAAUAAAGACUGUGAGGAUGUUGAGGGGAGUGCUGGAGAUGACGAUGAUGAUAGUGAUACAUCUAGUUUUCAAAGUACCUGGGACGAAAACACCAUACUAGAAAGAGCCAGUAAGAUUGGGUUAACUGUCUUGCCUACUUUGGAAUAUGAGAAAUUAAAAGCUCCCUUGACAGUUGAAUUACUAGAGGAAGAAGCAAAUAAAUUAGGCUUUAAGAUGUUGCCAUAUGAAAACUACGAAGAGCUGAUCAAACCUAUUGAUUCAGACGUUAUUAGGGGCAAAGCCACCGCGUUUGGAUUGAAGGUUAUCACUGAUGAUGAAUAUACAAAUUUGAGUUCACCACCAGAAAUUAAAGAUUUGAAAGAGCUCGCAACUAAAAAUGACAUGACGUUAAUCACUAUAGAAGAACACAAUAGCUUAAUAAAUCCUCCGGAUGAAUAUUUGGCUCAAUUAGCUGAGAAACGCCAGAUGAAUUUGGUUCCGCAUGAAGCGUAUAAGGAGUUAGUUUCUAAACCUACAAGUGUAGAGGCUUUACAGCAGUUAGCGACACCAUUACAAGCAGUUGUUGUUCCACAAUAUGAAUUUUCAGAAAUGUCGGUUAAAGCGCAGGAGUACCCUGGAGACGAAGAAUCCUUGGGCAAACUUGCGUCCAAGUUUGGGCUGUGUGUUAUCGAAGUUGACGAAUUAGAAUCUAUCAAGGAUAAACUAAAAGAUUCGGUUCCUAAGGAUAAAAUUCCUGAAUAUUUGAAAUCUACUGGGCUGGAAGUUGUUGAUAGUGAACUGGCUGAUAAGGUUCAAGAUUUUGAAAACAAACAUAAAGAUGGUAAAUUAAAUAAAGAAGAAUUAAUGAAACAAUGUGUUUCUCAAGGUUACGCUUUGAUACCUGAAAAUGAACUUAGAGAUAUGGAGAAACUAUUGGAAGAUAGUAUUUUGACAAAUAAGAAUAUUUCUCAAAAAGCGAAAUUAGUUGGAUACACAGCUAUACCGACUCAAGACUUUGAAGAAUUAAACUAUGCAGCUGAAAAAUCUUUGACUGAACCAGAUGUAUAUAAGCUUGCUGAAUCGAUGGGCCUAUGCGUGGUUACACGAGAAGAGUAUGAAACAUUACAAAAAAUUCACUUAGGUGACCUUAAUGGUACUGCCGAUGUGACUACUUCUGAAGUACCAGCUCCUGUUUUUAGAGAGAUGGAUAGCGACAUUGUAUCACCUGCAAUGGAAUCUGCUGGAGGGAAGAAUACAACAUCAAUUGAUGAAAAUGACUUAUUGGCUUAUGCUGAUGCCCAUGCUUUAAUGUUAGUUUCCAAGGAAAAAUAUAGGAAACUACUAAAGGCUAACGAUGUUCCAAUUUUAAGUAAGGAAGAAGUGGUUGAAAGAGCUAGAGAUUUUGGAUUGAUUGCUAUCGAUCAAGCUGAAUUUGAUGGGAUUAAUCAGCAACUAGCUAAUAAUGAUAUGAAUGAGGAUACAAUUGUUACUAAAGCUGCUGAAUUUGGUUUAGUGCCAAUCAAGAAAGAGUAUUUCCAAGAAAUCAAAGAAGAAUUAGAACAUCCAUCCUUUACUAAGGAACAAAUUAUGCAAGAAGCAUUAAAUUUCAAUCUAGUUAUUCUGGAUAAAUCUGAAUAUAAACAAUUAAAGAGAGCAUCUGUCGUAGGAUCAUCUAAUAUGUCAAAAAGAAGUAAAAAUAACACUCUGGAGAAUGCUAGCUUCAGUCCCCCAGCUUCUUCUAUACCACAGUUGGAUAAUCAACAACAAACAUUGGAUCCAGCUGCAUCUAUAAGUAGAAAGGUUAUUAUAGAAGAUGUCGACGAAGACGCUUCAAGCAUUAACACAGAACAACAAACUACCACACCAGCUCCUGGAUCGAUGAAUACGGGAGAAUUAAAGGCUAAUUGCGAAAAAUUAGGGUUUUUAUGCAUUCCAGAAAGACUCUUUGUAACUACUGCAACAUGUCCCAAGCCGAAAUCGUCUGAUGUAGUUGUUUUGCCCAAAGAUUAUUAUGUUGGACUAUUAGAGUUCAGUGCUAAGAAAAAUGAUGAGGCUGACAAGAAACAUAGUGCUAGCGGCAACAACAACAAUACUCCAAGUGGAUCGAGAAGCUCUGCUAGCAGUUUUAUUAGUAAAGAAAGGGCUAAUGUUAGUGGUAUUCCUUCAUCUGGCCACAAUGUUUUAUCAAAUCGCUCUGGUGUUCCUGUGCCACUACCUAAGUCUUCAGAUACUCAUUCAGAUAAAUUAUCAUUAGUAAGUGUGAGUUCCUUGACAGAACCAAGCAUUAUUCCAGCAUUAACACAAACUGUUAUUGGUGAAUAUUUAUAUAAGUACUAUCAUAGAUUUGGUGUGUUCACUAAUGUUCGUCAUGAGCGUUAUUUCUGGGUUCACCCAUAUACCAUGACAUUAUAUUGGUCUACAUCUAAUCCUGUGUUGGAUAGUCCGCAAACUUCCAAAACAAAGGGAGCUGCUAUUACUGGGGUUAAAAGCGUCGAUGAUCCAAAUCCAUUCCCACCUGGAGUGUACCACAAGAGUAUUAUUAUUAAGACUGAUUCUCGUGAAAUUAAGAUAACCUGUAGUACAAGGCAACGUCAUAAUAUUUGGUACAAUUCAUUGCGUUAUUUACUUCAAAAAAAUAUGGAUGGUAUUAAUUUGGAAGCUGAAUCUUUAUCUCGUACCGAAGCUUUAUUGAGACCCUUGGCUAAUGGGAAAAGCCAAGCUCAAAAGAAAAAGACCAGCACUAGGAAAAAUUCUUCUUUAAACAAAAAGUCCAGCUUUUCAUUAAGAAAAACGAGCUCUUCUUUGUUUCAUUCGAACAAAGAUGGGAAUUAA